Fusarium poae is the source of this 2325-nucleotide messenger RNA. RefSeq lists its product as uncharacterized. The transcript is spliced from 3 exons. The coding region runs from base 1 to 2325 and encodes 774 amino acids. Lineage: Eukaryota; Fungi; Ascomycota; Sordariomycetes; Hypocreales; Nectriaceae. The record is from RefSeq and is a predicted model, not a curated record.
AUGGCCUCCCUAAUAACCAAGACUGAGACCCCUACAAAGAAGCAAGACACAAGAGGUCACGUGUCAUCUCCAACCACUCCAGAUGCUACCACUACACCAGCCACACCAGUCGCGUCGUCGCCCCGGUACAAGCUACGGGCGCGCAAACCUCGAGAAGGCUCGCCAACGGCUACACCAUCGCGACGCAACAACGGCCCUAUAACGCCGUCACCGUACGAAUAUCUCUACCAUCAAAACAACGGCGCCACAGACAGUGCAAGGAAAUUUCGAAAUCGCACAAUGUCCAGCACCGCGGGCAAAUGGCGCGAGGAGCAGGUCCUCAUCAUCUGCCCUGGCAGCCAGACUACCAUGGCUCAGCUGGGAUGCAGUGAGUUGACGCCUCCCGCGCGGCGCAUGCCCACGAGGAUGUUCAAGGAGGGUGACCAAUGGGCUCCAUACCACAAAACGAAGCGCACAACCAUCGUCAAUGGUGUGGAGGAGGAUGAGUGGCUGGAGGAUGUUGAUGAGGACGAGGGAGCUGUGUAUCCCAUUCAAGCUGGCCGCAUUGUCAACAUGAGCGCACUCCUCGCUUUCCUCGAUCAUGUCCACGGUCUGCUUACAACCACAUAUCACAACACUCCCAUCAUGCUCAUGGCUUCACCACAAUGGACCCGUCCCGACUGCGAAACCAUAGCCCGAUACGUUUUCGAGAACACGAGAACUCCUGCACUAUGCAUAAUUCACAGCGGAAUCGCUACUCAGUAUGGAUUGAAGUGGCCCAAUAUGACCGUGGUGGACAUUGGUUACGAAAAAGUCGAUGUUACAGCAAUUCACGACGGACGAGUGGUAAACCAUAUGGGUGUCAGCGCUACCGAAGUCGACGAAGAGAUUAGUGGAGGUGAAGUCUUCACUCGAAGUUUGGUCAAGUUGCUACAGGACAAGGGCUUCAACCGCGACAUGGCCGAACAAUUGAAGAAGAGCAACAUUUGUGAGGUCCUUCCUUACAAUGCCACCGAGGAUAACUUGAUGGAGCUUCCAAAGGAGAACACUUCUGGUAUACCAGUUGGUCAAUCGGUCGCUACUGCAGAAGCAACCACAAAAGCCCCUGAAGCACCCAAACCCACAGAGAAUGGAGACGAAGAUGGUAAUGGCAACACUGAGGAUGAUGGUGUGCUGGACGUGGCGGCUAUAGUUACGAGCGGCCAAACAAAGGAGUUUCUUGCCAAAAAGGAAAAGGAGAAGAGCAAGGGCGGUAGAAAGAAGGGUGAAAAGGAGGCUGAAGGUGCAGCUAAAGCCGCCCGCCUACCAAACUCGAAGAGGACACACAACACCUUUGCUUACGAGGAGAUUAUUCAAGAGGAGGUUCCUCCACCAUCAAAGGAGAAGGAGACUGUAGAGAACCCCGCCAGCGGUACAACAGAACCUCCCAAGCCCGAGGGCGAGACCAAUGGCACGCAACCUCCUCAAGGAGAGGGAGAGACCACCGCCGCACCCACAACAGAGGAGCUAAAGCCUGAAGAGCCCAAGCCAGCGGACGCUCAAGAACCAACGCAGUCGAUAGAGUCCAAGCCUGAAACUGAGCCCAAGCCAGAUGUGCAGCCCGUUCCUGAGACACCUGAGAAGCGACCGAAGCGCGUUCGUCGAGACGUCGAGGUUGGUCUUGAGCGCUUCACCUUCGUCCAACGCCGUGAGAUUGAUCGCAUUGUGAACGCUAUCUAUCGUACGGUCCAGGGUAUUGACGACAUGUACAUGCGACCCGCCUGCUGGGAUAACCUCGUCUUUGUCGGCAACGGUGCUCGUCUGCGCGGUCUCCGCGAGAACAUCCUCCAGACCCUUAACGCCCGCCAUCUUGUCUCCCCCUCCACAGCGACAAUGUUCACAUCAGAGCUACCCUCCAACAUGGCCACGCCGACCGGCACAGGCGCCCAGACUCCCACUGGCUCUUUCACUGGCGCACCUCACCAGCUCUCUUCAAGCGGUGUGAACCCCUUGCUCCAGGCAGCUACUACGGCCGCUGCUGCUGGUAACACCGGCACUAACAUGGUCGGCACGCCACAGCCUGCUGGAUCUGAGGCUGGAGGACCUACCACGACUCACCACUUCCAUAGCCAGACUCCUACCAGCAUUAAGACUGCUGCGCUGCCUACCUAUUUGAGCGAGUGGACCAAGAAUGGCUUCGAAGAGUCCAUGUUCCUCGGCGCUCAAGUCGCCGCCCGUAUCGCAUUCUGUUUACACUCCAACAUGGAUGCCCAGACCAUCGAGGCUCAACGGCUCAUGAGUCUGAGCAGAGUAGACUACAAUGAGUUCGGCCCCAAGGGCAUUCGCACGCACUCCAUGCUCGGCUAG